CGAUCAGGGUUUUUUCCGCUCGAUUCGAUUCAUUUUCCAUGACAAUUUAACGUGCUCUUGCGAAUAAAAUUUGCCCACAGGUUAUUUUAUUUUUUAUUUUCGUAAUAGUCGCCUUUUCCACUCAAGUGUGAAUUUAACAACGACCGAAAAGUCAUUUCACUUUACCCGACGAUGGCUGAUACGACCAGUAAAAAGGUGCAGGAGUAUAAAGAGUCUCUUAAAACGAAAGCGGAGGAACUACUUCUGAAGGGCUUUCCGGAAACGAUAGUUAAACUAAACGACCUAUUGGAGACACCCAAAUUUCGCAACAGAGAAUUUUCGGAGAUCCACCAAGACUUGAACAUUCCAAUACCCGAUCCCAUCGUAUUUAAUCAUUCAGACUUGCCACCUGCCAAGAAGAUCAAGUUAGACAAUAGUAUCACACAAGAUGGCACUAAAGUUAUGGUGCUUCCGUGCGGCUCGGUGCCUACCAAUAAGAACUUAAUGGAACUAGUGGAGAUUGUCAAACCCCACAUUAGAAAGUUGGUGGAAGAUUCAAAUUUGUUGAAAAUGUGGAUUUCGUUUAUGAUACCGAAAAUCGAAGACGGCAACAACUUUGGGGUCUCAAUUCAAGAGGACACCCUCGCAGAAGUACAGUCUGUAGAGUCCGAGGCGGCUGCAUUCUAUGAUCAAAUUUCGCGAUAUUUUAUAUCUAGAGGUAAGCUUAUAUCGAAAGUGGCAAAGUAUCCACACAUAGCAGAUUAUCGGCGGGCCGUCGAGGAGAUGGACGAAAAGGAAUAUCUCAGUCUCUGGCUGGUUAUGGCGGAGAUUCGCAAUCGGUAUUGCUCCUUGCACGAUAUCGUCGUUAAAAAUCUAGACAAGAUUAAAAAACCCCGCCCAACCAAUGCAACCGAGUCUUUGUACUGAAGUUUUCAUUUUUCACAAACAUGAUGGUACUUUAUAAUUUUGGUGGAAAAAGAUCGUCUUUAAUUUACAUUGGUAUGCUUGUAUACGUCGUUAUAAUCUACGUUACAAAUAAAUAUUUUGCAUUUCUCCAGUCA
Messenger RNA from Photinus pyralis (common eastern firefly), 1040 nucleotides. RefSeq names its product proteasome activator complex subunit 3 (gene REG). The transcript has 4 exons. Gene Ontology annotation, cellular component: nucleoplasm; proteasome activator complex; cytoplasm. Gene Ontology annotation, molecular function: endopeptidase activator activity. Lineage: Eukaryota; Metazoa; Arthropoda; Insecta; Coleoptera; Lampyridae. Gene Ontology annotation, biological process: regulation of proteasomal protein catabolic process; positive regulation of endopeptidase activity; regulation of G1/S transition of mitotic cell cycle. Bases 172 to 906 code for a protein of 244 amino acids. The record is from RefSeq and is a predicted model, not a curated record.